Molecule: messenger RNA, 16110 nt
Organism: Centrocercus urophasianus (Greater sage-grouse)
Lineage: Eukaryota; Metazoa; Chordata; Aves; Galliformes; Phasianidae
Gene: EEA1
Product: early endosome antigen 1
Exons: 35
Coding region: 5000-9358 (1452 amino acids)
Biological process (GO): endocytosis
Cellular component (GO): early endosome
Molecular function (GO): 1-phosphatidylinositol binding; metal ion binding
Source: RefSeq, a predicted model, not a curated record
UCCCUGGCUUGAGCUGAAUAACCAGCCACUGUAAAUUGAUACUGUCUUAUCUGUAUCAGAGGAUUCUGUCUGGAGAUGUUCUGUAAAAGAAAAUGAUGACUUGUUACAUGAGGCACAUUAUGGGAAGCAUUCAGCCAUGCUGUGAGGCUUCUUCUCCUUCCAUUCCCAAUGCACAUUUUGGCCAUUACACUGUAUUUACUUGGCAUAUAACCAGUUCACUGGAAUUAGAUCGCAUUUACUGUGGUAUUAGGGAAGGCUGCCAGUUUGUGGAGGAGGCUUCGCAUGAUGGUUUGUAAUGACUUGCCAUAUGCCCUAUCGCCUUGCAGUCCUCGAAAAGGAAGUAAAACUGAGAAUUACUGGUUCCCAGCCCUUGAUUUAAACAUCUCUAUCUUCAGGAAAAGGCAGUGCACUUUUCAACAUGACCACAAAGAGGAGUUGCCAUGUCUAGCCUUGCUCAGCCUGAACGUGUGCUUCAUGAGAACAUCUGUCUCAUGAAGAUCUGCAAAACUCCAUUCGGAAUGGCUGAUGGAUGGCAUUUUUUCAACCAAAGUGUUUUUCAGAUGUGGUACAGUCCACAGGAAGCCUUUUGAAAUAGAAGAGGACUGUGGCAGCCAGCACAGCAUUAUGGUGUUGUGACUAAGGAGCUGUUUUGAAGAAUGAGAGAUAUUUCUUCUGAUAGAGCAAUAGAUGAUACUUACCCUUCUCUUCUGUGGGAAAUCUGGUGGUUCCAGAUGGGACGAGGUAUGUCUGUGGGUCUCUGGGUUUCCCACUGGGAUGGCCAGGUGCUCCCAUCCCUGGAUGCCCUUCUCCACAUCAGCAGAGAAGAUCAACAGUGACGUCCGUGGGGAUUGCAUCUGCAGACCUCUCCAUUCCCAUGUCUGUAGAUUACUCAGAUAGGAUAAUGUGUUUAAAAAAGGAUUAUCUUGCUGGGUCUUGUUUGCCAAAUAUCAGCCUGGAGCCAGUUUUUACAGCUGAGUUACAAUGACCUGAUAGCAGUGUUUAUGAUAGAAAUUGUGCCAACUACUUGAUACCAGCGGCGCGCUGGUCCUUUAGUCACUGGAAGACUUUGUUGUCAGAAUCACUUUUUAUUUUGCAGAUGGGAAUAUGUGUGGUGAAUAGUGCUUGGUGCCUCUCAGCACAGAGGCUCCAUGCUGGUUAGUGGUUAGCCAGCCUCACAGGCAGUGCCUGCAAGCAUCCCCACGCAGCGCUGCCAGGAACAACAGCGGCUGACGCUUGCACAGCACUUUUCCUCUUUGGGCUGAUCACGGGACACACUGCACAUGAGCUGUGGGUGCUGCAGAGCUGCCACUGCGGCUUUCUGGCAGCCCAGGGCAGGAGGGGUCAUGGUGGUAAGCAGGACAUGUGCUGCCCACCACUCCUGCAUGUGCCCUUGAGUAGGGGACACAGGCACCAUUGCUUACUGGGGAUCGCUACCACACUGCCUGCCUGAAGAUUGGACUCCUUUACCCUAUGGACAGAAAUAUCUUUAUAGGGAUAGUUUUAAUUCACCUGGUAUAGCACAACAGUUCCCUCAGCUCUUUUUACUACUUUUCAUGUCACUGGGGCAGAGAGUGGGAGUUUGUUCCUUUAAGGCGAAUAAUUUUUAAUUCUGAUCUGAUUCCCCACCCUUGAGGCACUUUUGGGUAAAGAAUACCAAAUAUGCAAAAUCAUAUCAUGUUUUUACAGUGGAGUUACUAAGCCUCAUUCACUCCUGUGUCCUCAUGCCAAAAAAAUUCUGAUGAGGCAACCCCAUGACAGAGGGGUUUGCUCUGGUGGAGCUGCAGAACAACCGUUCUGUGGAUAUGCCCUUGGGAUACUGAGAAGCAACAGCCUUGUGUGUUGGUAUGGGCAAAAGCUACCUAGAAUUUUGAUGAAAAGGAAAAUGUAUUUGCUGAGCCACCCUGAGUAACACUGAGCAACUUCUGCAGUACUGUGGUUGUUGUCACUGGUUGGGUUUGAGCAGCUCGUAGUCACGUAAAAGAACAUGAGAAAUGACAUUGUGAUCCGAGACCUCUGAGCUUAGGUUGGUGAUACAUUGCCUGCUUUUGGUUAAGCCCAGUAUGAAGGAAAUUGCUGCUGGUUGUGUUUCAUCAGUGCACUGACAAAAAGGGCUGCAUUUAUGUUUUCCAGAAAGUUGCUGAAUCACAUCACUGUGUAGAAUAUAUUCCUCAAAUUGUCUCUCUCCAAUUUCCAAAAAGGAAAAGGAGAAAAAAAAAAGAAGAAGCAGAGCUGUAUCAAAAGAUGAAACAUUAUAGGGGUUAGUUAAGGAAAAGUAAUUCUAUCUUUUUAAAAAAAUCUCAAGCUGCAAUGCCUAGGAACUGAAGGGCAGAGUGUUCCUUUUCUCUGUUACUGCUGCAUGACCUGUGCUUAACUAUAAGUAUUGCAGUCUUAAAGCCUGCUCUUGCUCCCCAGGAGACGAAUGCUACAGCAUUCUUAGACCUUAGUGUGUGGGGGGGAGAGCUCUCAGUAUAAUUUCAUGUAUAAAUAUUGUAUGCUCUGUGCCUUUUAAGUUUUUACAGAAAUGGAAGUUAGCUGGUGCACACUCUGGUGGCCAGUCCUUCUACAUGGAGAAUUCACAGGGAUGACACAGUAAAUUACACUUGCGGAUCUGCCAUGCAUUAUGCACCAUUUUCUCCUUUGCACAUUUGUUAUUUUUAAGAUGAGAAAGCAUAGGCCUCUCAGUUAAGCUUCUUACAAAUGUCUUUACUCCCAAACCUACAUCUUUUAGUUGCCAGCCUUUUGAUCUUAAAGGCUGAAUCUCUGUUUGUUUGGUAAGAUCCACUUUCUGUUAAUUUUUUCUGCUCACAGCUCCCUAUCUGUUUCAAAAACAAAACAAGAAGUCCCAUCAUUCUGUCUUUCCUUGGGCUAUAAAAACAAGGCAAGGUAAGGCUCUUGGCACAGGUUUGUAUUACGCUUAGCAGAGGCACCCUAGGCUGGGCCUUCUGGGCUGAACCAAUAACUACCGACUUUCUGUACCUAUAAUAAAUGUAUACAUGGGUUGAAGGUUUUUAUUUUUAUUUUUAUUUUUGUAUGUAUGUGUGUGUGAAUUAGAAUGGACGUAAUGUUUGAUUUGUUGAAAUUUGGACAUAUAAACAGUAAUCACAGUAUCACAGUAACUGAUAUUUUCGUGUUUUCUGUCUUCUGAAUGCAAUUUUAAUACUGAUCCUGCUUCUCUAAUGUUAUCUGUGACAUGCAGUUGUGCAUUUUCUAGUUAUUCUGAUUGUUCAGCAGGCAGCUUACUGCAUUCUUGCCUUCUAGCUAGUGCUGUAUUACUUUGGCUGUAGGUGUCAGAAGAUGAAAUUCUGCUGAACUUUGAAGAAAGGAGGCUGAAGCAUUAGGACAUGCCAGCGACUACAGAAGAGAGAAAACAGUAAGUGAUUCUUGACUUCUUGCAGGGCUCAGGUGUGAACUUGAAGAUAGGGCAAGGAGGAAGGGAGACGUAGCUGCAAUCCUCUUGCCCAUGGCCUGGGCAGGUGGGUGCUGCUGCUGCUCCAUUCCUUUGCAGGGUAACCUGAUCAGGCCCUGGGAUUGCUCCCUAAGACAUGAUCGUCCUCCACCUUUGGCUGUCCUUCCCUCAGGGCUGUUCCUUAAGGCUGAAAACCCGUCACACAGAAAAAGCAGGCGGCCUGCUCCCUCUAUAGGCUUUUCUGGUUGUUGCUGCCGUGAACUGGCUGCCUCAGACGAUCAGAGCUGCAUGCGAGUUUUGAAAGCUGACAAAAACUCUUACGUGAGGUGUAUUCUGCAUUUCUUUCACAUGUUUGCGUGUUUACGUGUGUAAAUGUGUAUAUGCACGUGGAUUCAUGUUUGUGUCUUUUUCAUGUUGUUUAAUGGCUAUACAUGUAGUCAUAUACAUGUAGCUACUUCCUCUGCUGAAGGAACAUGUAUGAAGCAGUUUUUACUGUUCAGUCUUGUUUCUUUUUGAACCAAUGCAUUAUCCUUUUUGUUUGUGAGCUAUCUGUUUGAUGACUGUGUAACCAUAACGCUCUUUCAAUUGCAUUCUACCUUUAUUAAGGGAAGAGAUGCUGUCUGAACCAUGGCACACUUCCUCUCCAGCGCCUGCUCUCCUGACUGCACCAGCACCGCAGUUCUUGAUGCCAUUCUGAUAACAAAAGCAAUCUGGAUUCAGAGCAUCCUCUUCGUUGUGUGGAUCAGCCCAGGGAGCCGCCGUGCAGCCCCCUCCCAACAGAGCUGCGUGGAGGGAGGCAGGGUGGGAGGCAGGUGUCCUCAGGCAGCUAUUGAAGCUGGGUGCCCCUUGCUGCAAGCGCAGCUCCCUGCCUGCUGCUGGCGUGGGUAGCAGAGGGGAUUCCUCUGCGGUGCCUGAAACAGCGCUGCAGGGAAAGAUCCAACACAUCCGUGGGUUACGUAUUAACAGUCAGUGAUGACCUUCUGCAGGGUGGGGGAGUAACUGUCUCACUGAAGCACUGGUAGAGAAGUGGCAGUUUUUCUGCUAUGCAGAGCACAGGUAUUAGCACCUAGCAGAAGGCUGUCAGGCAAUUUCCGUGCAGUGAUACUGUUAUCAAUUACUCCUUACUUUUAAAAAUGUGAAUAAAUUGUUCUGAAGUCUAUGGCACUAAAUAAAUGGCUGUAUGUUGUGGGGAACGGAAGGGAGACGACAGGAGAAGUUUUAACUAAAACACUGAGGGCACUUCCAAGGAAGCAUUUGGAGAAUAACACACGAGUUUUGCUUAUAGAGAAAAACCUUAGCAGUCAUUCCAUGCUGUGCUCAUUUUCCCUUCACCAGGUCUGUCCUUGUUCUGUGUUGAAUGCAGUCUGCUGCAGUGGGGGUUAUGGACUUUUGUCACUUAUAGCACAGACGAUUUGCUUUAACUUAAGCUUAAAAGUAAAGCCAUGGCAGGAUGGCAAAUCACACCAUCAGUUGAAUGAGUGACAGUUUAUUUGUCUUUGGAGCUUCUGAUGAAUGCAGAAGUAGUAGUGAAAGAAAAAAUAAAGGAACUCAGCUGGAUGGACACCUGCUGAGACUCUUUUCCACUCUGUCAACAUGGGAAGAGCACACUCUGUGCUCAGCAAGACUCCGGGCAGAGUUGGGUCUCAGAGCUCAGAUUCCGAUUCAUCUGCCGCUCCAGGAAAUGCCGUGGAUGUGAACAAUGAGGGCUCCUCUGAGGGCUUCAUCUGUCCACUCUGUAUGAAAGUGUGUGUAACUCCUACUGAUCUGUCUGAACAUUACCAGAAUGAGCACAUGGGGACAGAAGGAAGACAGGAGCUUCGUGACAUUCCGGCUGUUACUGGAUUUAUCUGUCCCUUGUGUAUGAAGUCUCAUGGAUCAGCUGAGGAGCUGUUCAAGCACUAUGAAGCAGUUCAUAAUUCUGGCAUCGAUUCAACUUGUGGAGGGGAAGGUCACCUGUCAUCAGAAAGAGAUGAAGUAUCACUGCUCCGACAAGAAGUACAAGACUUGCAAGCUUCGCUGAAGGAGGAAAGAUGGUAUUCAGAAGAGCUGAAGAAAGAACUAGAGAAAUUGCAGGGGCAGCAGCAGCAAGAUUCUAAGUCUGAUGGAUUGACAACAUCUACAUCUACAGAAUCAUUAGAACGGCAACUAGAAGAGAUCCAAGUAGAAAAUUUUAAUAUUAAGCAAAUGAAAGACUUAUUUGAGCAAAAAGCAGCACAACUGGCCACUGAAAUUGUGGAUCUUAAAGCAAAAUAUGAUGAAGAAAUCAGCCUUCGGGAAGGUGCAGAACAGAAAAUGACAAACCUAACACAGGAACUACUGAAGGAGAGAAGUACCAUAGAAGACUUAAAGACAGAGCUGCUACAAAGGCCUGGUGUGGAAGAUGUGGCUGUUCUUAAAAAGGAACUGGUCCAAGUUCAGACACUGAUGGACAAAAUGACUUUGGAAUGUGAGAGAGAAUCUGAAAAGCUGAAAGAUGAGUGCAAGCACUUGCAGGCAGAGAAGGCAAACUCAGAGGCUACCAUUAACCAGUUAAGAGCUGAACUUGCCAAAGGACCUCAGGAGGUAGCUGUAUAUGUUCAGGAGCUGCAAAAACUUCAAAGUUUAGUCAAGGAGCUAGAACAGAAAAACCAGAAUCUGACUGAGAAGCUGCUGAAGAAGGAGCAGGAGUACAGCCAGCUAGAAGAAAAACAUAAUGAGCUAUCUGUGAGCAAAAAGAGUGUUCAGGCAAGCUUUCACCAGAAGGACCUGGAUUGCCAACAGCUUCAGGCAAAGCUAUCUGCAUCUGAAGCCUCGAUACAGAGAUUACAGACAGAGCUAGGUGAGAAGGGAGAAGCAAGCCAGAAGCUUAAAGAAGAAUUGUCCGAAGUAGAGACAAAAUACCAGCAUCUUAAGGCAGAAUGUAAACAGCUUCAGCAGCAGAGAGAGGAAAAAGAGCAGCAUGGUUUGCAGCUCCAGAGCGAGCUCAGUCAGCUGCAUAGUAAGCUUCUGGAAACAGAGCGCCAGCUGGGGGAAGCACAUGGGCGGCUUAAGGAGCAGAGGCAGCUCUCUAGUGAAAAGCUGAUGGACAAAGAGCAGCAGGUGGCUGAUCUUCAGUUGAAGCUUUCUCGUGCUGAAGAACAGCUGAAGGAAAAGGUGGCAAACUCCACAGAAUUGCAACAUCAAUUAGAUAAGGCAAAACAACAGCACCAGGAACAGCAGACGCUUCAACAAAACACGACAUCUAAACUUCGAGAAGCCCAGAAUGAUUUGGAGCAAGUACUACGACAAAUUGGAGAUAAGGACCAAAAAAUUCAAAAUCUUGAGGCCUUGCUUCAAAAGAGUAAGGAAAAUAUCUCUCUGCUUGAAAAGGAAAGAGAGGAUUUGUAUGCGAAAAUUCAAGCUGGUGAAGGAGAAACUGCAGUUCUUAAACAGCUACAGGAGAAAAAUCAUGCACUACAAAUACAGGUAACUCAACUGACAGAGAAGCUGAAGAAUCAAUCAGAAAGUCAUAAACAAGCCCAAGAGAAUUUGCAUGAGCAAGUGCAGGAGCAGAAGGCACAUCUAAGAGCUGCUCAAGACCGUGUGCUCUCUCUGGAAGCCAAUAUCACUGAGUUGAGCAGUCAGCUAAAUGAAAGUAAAGAGAAAGUAUCACAACUUGAUGUACAGGUAAAAGCAAAAACUGAAUUGCUGCUUUCAGCAGAAGCAUCAAAAGCUGCUCAAAGAGCAGACCUUCAGAAUCAUCUGGACACUGCCCAGCAUGCACUGCAAGACAAGCAACAGGAGUUAAAUAAGGUCAGUGUUCAGUUGGAUCAGGUUACGGCUAAGCUGAAUGACAAGCAGGAAUACUGUGCUCAGCUGGAAGCCAAUCUCAAAGACUACAAAGAGCAACAUCUUUAUUUAGAACAGAAAACUGAAGAGCUAGAGGGACAGCUUAAGAAACUUGAGGCUGACAUUCUUGAUGCUAAAGCAAGCAAAGACCAAGCUCUUCAGGAGUUACAGCAGCAGCGACAGCAAUCUACAGAAUUAGACCUCCGAAUAGCAGAGCUGAGUAAACAACUUGAAGCAGAAAGAGAAGCUAUGUCUAGUGCUAAAUUGGAUUUACAGAAGAAAUCUGAGACCCUUGAACAAGCAAAACAGCAAAUCUCAAAGCAAGAGGAGGAAAACGCCAGCCUCAAAAAAAAUCUUGAGAAAUCAAGUCAAGAUACAAGUAAACAACUCAAGGAAUUAGACUGUAAAAUGCAAGCAGCAACAUCGGAGCUGCAACAGGUGAAAUUAGAGAAGGAUACUUUGCAAAAGGACCUUACAGCUACCAAAGAGAAACUCUCGAAAAGUUCUGAAUCCUUCAAAAAAAGGAAGGAAGAAUUAGAAAAAGAAAUAGAAAAAGGAAAAGCAACUGUAGCAGAAAUGGAAAAAUCUUACCAAGAAAUAAAACAGCAGCUCCAGGUACAGACAGAGUCUGUAGCUAAAGAGAGGAAUGAAUUGAAAAACUCACUGGAAAAAAAGGAGGGGAUCUCUAAGCAAUUGUCAAUAGAACUUGACUCAACACGGGCGCAAGUACUGGAAAUUCAGGGUCUUCUGAAAGAGAAAGAGAACAGUGAGCAGCAUCUUCAGGGAAAGCUGAGAGAGAUAAAGGAAUCUUUUGAGCAGAAGAAAAAACAUAGUGAAACGCUGCAAGCUGAAUUAAAAACUGCCCUUUUAGAAAAGGCAGAACUGGAGAAUAAACUGCAACAGCAGACUAUUUUGUCAGCUCAGGAGCUUAAAGCAGAGAAAGCAAAACUAGCAGACUUACAGAAGACCCAUGAAAAAAAUAAGGAAAACAUGGAAAAGCUGCAGCUGGAUCUGUACGGGAAAGAGUCUGAGCUGUUGGCAACCAGGCAAGACCUUAAGUCCACAGAAGAAAAACUGGCUCUUGCUCAGGAAGAAUUAGUUUCCAGCAGAAAUCGAAUUGCCAGCAAUAAUCAGCAGAUUCAGGAACUGAAGAAAGCCAAGUCAACGCUGGAACAGGAUGCAUCAAAGAAGGAGCAGCAACUGGGCGAGAAGACCAAAAUGCUACAGGAUCUUCAGAAUGAGAGGAUUUUGAAAGAAAAAGACUUAGCUAAUGAAAAAUGUAAAACAACAGAGCUCCAGGAAAUAAAGAAUAGACUUGAAAAAGAAAGUGCCAAGCUGAGCGAAGAGCUUAGAAUCUGCAAGCAAGAAUUUGAGAAGGAGGUGGCGAAUCUCAAGGAUGCGAAACAGCUGCUGAUUCAACAGAAAUUAGAGCUUCAGGGCAAGAUAGAUAAUAUGAAUUCAACUCUGGAACAGGAGAAGAAAAACCAACAAGCUGUCAAAGAUCAGCUGAAAAAGAGAGAAGAGGAACUGAAGAAAGAAUGUGCUGAAGUUGAAGCCAAACUGCAUUCAGAGGUGAAAGAGAAAGAAGAAGAAAACCGGAAACAUGAGGAGAAGGAGACCAAGCUGACCAUGCAGGUCACAGCUCUGAAUGAAAACCUGGCUACCAUGAAGAAAGAGUGGCAAAGCAGUCAGAGACGAGUUAGCGAACUGGAGAAACAGACAGAUGAUUUACGUGGGGACAUUGCUGUCUUGGAAGCAACUGUGCAGAAUAAUCAGGAUGAGAGAAGAGCAUUGCUAGAGAGGUGUAUAAAAAGUGAGGGAGAAAUUGAAAAGCUUCAAUCCAAACUUGUAGAAAUGAAGAAAAAGCUGGACAACACUACUGCUGCAAUGCAGGAGCUAGGCCGAGAAAACCAGUCGUUACAGAUCAAACACACCCAAGCUCUCAACAGGAAAUGGGCAGAAGACAACGAGGUACAGAAUUGUAUGGCCUGUGGGAAAGGCUUUUCAGUGACAGUGAGAAGGCAUCACUGUAGACAGUGUGGAAAUAUCUUUUGUGCUGAAUGCUCAGCAAAGAAUGCCUUAACUCCUUCUUCUAAGAAGCCUGUCCGAGUCUGUGAUACUUGCUUUAAUGACUUGCAAGGAUAACUGGUGUGAGUGACAAAGAAAUGUUACACUAAAAUUUAUUAUUUCUGUUGAUGCACUUCAUUCAGCACUCAGACUACUACUCAGUUUGGACAAUGAUUGUAACAUUUGGCAAAAUUGAGUAUAUUUUAAAAUGUUUAUUGAUACCAAGUAAAACUAUUGUAUUUUUUGUGAGAUAUGGGCUCAGAUCACUCAAGCUUAUUGCUGUCUAUCCUGGAAAGAGCUUCUAUGUCUAGAUUAGAAAUACCCAGUUAUUUGUAAAUAAAGUUUAAACAGAGGAGUAACAAUGUAUUUUUUUAUCUUUAUUUUUUUUUUUCAAGAAAAAUGCGUUUAUGUGAUACUGCAGUUUAUUCUUGUUUCCUUCAAUGGAAAAGGAAGAUGCAAAAACUUGUGAGGAUUUUGUGUAUCAAAUGUUGCUGUAAUAGCAUAACUCAUUGUUGCAUUUGUUUGUGUAUCUGAUGGUCUUUAUAACCCCUUGUGGUUCUGUUUUCUUUCUUUCUGGUUUUAGGACUUUUCUCUUUAAAGUUUGAACUCCACAGUGAGGGUUAAAUUGCUGGAAUCAAAUCUCAGUUUUAUUUGCCUGCUCAGAAUUUGUAAUAUCAGCACCUGAGUUCUUACUAAACUACAGGACUUGGAUACUGGAAUGUCUUUAUGCAUACUGUACUGCAUAGUUUGUGUGUGUAUACGUGAACAAAUGAUGAACCAAGUUUAGUGGGCACUGUAGGAACAUUACACGAAGCUCUCCCACAUGGACUGAUUUCACUUUUACAUAUUUGAUGAAUUGAUUUUAAUAUUUCAGAAACCCUUUACAUGCAUGUUUUAAAAAACAAACAGUGCAGAUAGCCUGUAGUCCAUUUGUCACCAUGCCCAUACUCUAGAAGCUCCAGGAAGUCCUUGUGGUUCUGAGGCAUAUCCUGAAAUUCCACACUAGAAAUCCUACUAAGGAAAACUCUCUUCAGAGGGUGCUACAGUUAAGCUGAACUUUUCUCCUGUCUCUUCCUUCACCUUUGAUGGAAAAAGCUGAACUCCUGGUACUCUUAGCAGACCUCAUUUUUCCACUGUUCCAUCUGUCCCCUGUUGCUGAGGGUUCUUACAUUGUAUUCUAGUUCAAUGAUUUAUUCUGCUUAUGCAAAUCUCCUGGUGCUGGCUUAGCUUUAAACCAAACAGCUCUAAAUAAGCAGGUAGAUAUAUACAGGUUUAGAUCAUAGAUUCAUUGAAUUGCUUGGGUUGAAAGGGGCCUUUAAAGAUAACUACUCCAACCCCCUUGCAAUGGACAGGUUGCUCAAAGUCCCAUUUGACCUGACUUUGAACAUUCCCACUGAUGGGGCAGCCACAGAUUCUCUGGGCAAUCUCUUCUGGUGUUUUACCACCCUUUGUUUGUUCAGAUUUUACUUUUCUGUACUAGCAACGGAGGUUUCCUGAUGUGUUCAUGUAAAUUCCAAAUCUUUUUCUUGUGUUUUUCUCUACACUUGUUUUUUUCCUGCCAGUGUCUAACUGUGCCUCUCUUUGAAAUAAGUAUCUGACAUUUGGCCUCAAAACUAUUGAUAUUAUUUCUUCUGAGCUAAGGUUUUCUCUUGUGAUACUUAGAUCCCCUUUGUCUUGAGUACUCUAAUAAAUUCCUUACAACCCAAGCCAUUCUCUGUCUUAAAAAUUUGUGCUGGCUAUUUGGAGAUAAGGAAUAUGUCCUCAGUUCCUCUACUCCUUACCUCCCGAGGUAAAGAAACAAAUUCUGUUACAGUGGUGGACAGUUAGCCAUCUUUAGGUAGGUUUGUUUAAUUUUAUGUACUGACUGGUCUGUAUGUGAAUGAAGAAGAGACUUUUGUGAAAAUUGUCCAGUCCUGACUCUGAAAUGAAAACACUUCUUAAUCCCUCUUCCCCAAUAGUGAUCUAUGUUUCUUAUGUAGUUACCUAGUUCUAAAUUUUCAUCCUCAAGGAUUCUUUCUCAACAAAUUUUAUUAUUUCCCAAAAGCCGGCUGAGUUAUUUAAGUAGUUCUCACAACUAUAAAAGGGCUUGGAAUAAAAGCAUGAUGACGUGAAAUACUUACCAACUUUUCUAGUUUGAAUUUGAGAGUUGUUUGCUUGAAAGAAACUGUAGCUGCAGUGACUCCGUAUGAACAGAUCUUCUGGACUUGCUGCAUCUCCUUGUUAUUGCAACUGCUCAAAACAAGAAUUGUUUGAAUAGAAAGUAAGAGCAGAAUUUUGCCUCUAUUUCUUCUAUUUAUUUAUUAACUGAGUUAACUCUGUUAACUGAAUCCAGAAUGUUUGCUUUCAAGCCUUUCUUUUUCUGACAGGUGACUUCAGAAAUCUGGCAAAGUUAAAGAGAUUGGAGUCUUGCUCUAGUGUAGGUGUGGUUGUGAAACAGAUGGAGCCUGGUGCUGCUUUCAGAGCAAAGGGCAAACACAUUAAACUGAAGGGAUUUUAAGAGUGAAGGGCAAAGCUUCCCACAGCUGCAUGAAGGACAAAAUGUAUGUGGUAGAUGAAGACGGAAAUCUCUCAGGAGAGCAGGGGAAGUGGUUAAAAGACUCACUUGUGUUCAGAUGUUUUACUUUUGUAUGGGGACGUUUGAAACCUAAGGAGAUGGCUCUACAGUAAGGAGAAAAUAGUAGAAGUUCUAAUAGAGUUGUUCUUGGUUUAACCUUUUGCAAUGCUUUUGUAUAAAGAUGAGUGAAGUCACCUCACUCAGCUGGCUGCUGAAGCAGUGUGUUUGGUUGACCACAGGAUAACUCUUGAUGUGGAGCUCCCCAUUUUUGGGGUGAAACCAGCUGUUUCUUUUUUUAUUUUGGUUGCUUUUUGAUGACACAGUGACUUUUUGAGGGGACAUAAAUGUUUUUGAAAUACAUAUUUGCAGAAAAAUGAAUUGUUAAAAUCAGGAGGAACAGUGGGGCAGAAGCCUUCAUGCUUUAGGACUGAUCUACAGCAAAGUUGGGAGUUCUACAGCUUUUCACUGGAGUGCAUUAGUGUCUCCAUGCUAAAUCUUAUGCUCCUAUGCUUUUGUUAGGUGCAGAUCUGUAAUCACUGAUGAAUUGAUGGACCAUAUAAUGCUGUCAGCCUGGCUUUCAGGUUGGAACCCGUGCUCAAGCUUGGGAAAAUGACCUAUGAGGAUUAUUAUUAUUAUAAGGAAAACUGGAAGUUGAAAAGCUCUGUAUUUGUAAAUCUGCUCACGGGUUCUGUCACUUUGAUGGAUGUGUUUUCAGUAGGAAUAUGCUUUUUUUGUUAUUGUUGUUGCACUGCUUUAAAAUAGAAAUAAUAGGAAAAAGCCUAGUAAAAAGACUGGUAAGUUUCACUGCACAGAGUUAAAGGACUCUGGACAAAGUAGUUGAGUGCACUGAUUUUUCUGACUACAAAAACAGAAAGAAAUUGGCAGAAGAAACUUGAACAUGGGAACCAGAGGACAUGGAGUGAUUUGCUUUAGCCUUUAGCAAGAACCUCGUUGCUGGUAUUCACUGAGGAGGGGCUAUAGUGAAACGAGAUGCGGAGGGGAAAAAAUGGUAAAAUAUAUGCUUGCAGAAGUAGGUAUGUGGGAUCCUCAAGCUGCCUUUGAUUGCCAGUUAUUACUGUGGCAUCAGGAAUGUGACAGUGAGCUGUGGGAUUUUUUUCCCUGAAACUGGAUUAAGCCUCCUCAGAGAGGACAUUCAGAAUCUUUAGUGGGAGCAGAAUGUGAAACACCAGCUGCUGCAUGGGCUGAGGCAAUCUGUGGAAACAAUUGAAAAAGUAUUAAGGAUGGUGGUAUUAAGGAUGGGGAAAGGUUCUUUUAACUUUUUAAAGGCACUGCAUCUCUUUCUAAUCAAACAGCCAUGAUCCCUUGGGGUUGUUGCCUCUAAAAUACCAAAUCAUACUGUUUUUAUUCCAGCCUCAUGUCAGCAAUACAUGCUUCAUAUUUCUACACUGCAGUCCCUGUGGAGGCAGGUUGCAUUGUGAGGCUCGAUUGCAGGCUUUUGAUCUUAGCUGGAUAUGCUUCACUGUUGUUUCUUCUCCCUAUGUAUUUCUUCCCUCCAGUGACCUUCCCCUUUCUACAACAAUUUAACAAAGAAAAUAAAACAGAGUCACAGUAGGAGAACUUGCUGUCUGCAGAUGAGGAGACGAAGGGAAAUUUCGCUGCUGCUUCCAGCAGUGUUUUAGCUUAAAGUGCAGUUUUUUUUUCUUCUGUUUUUGAAAGGUGUUAAGUAACCAAGUUGUUGUGGAGUGUGGAGCACUAGGCUUACAAGAGCAAUGAGUAUUUUUGUUGGUUUUGGAACCAUCAGGAUUAUUUGUGAAUCCUCACUAGGGAGCUUUUCUUAGUGGAGGAAAAAGGGUAUUUGGGAGAACAAAGUAACCUUGUUGUGUUUAUAUUACAUUAGCAAGAAUAAUUGAACCUCAGAUUCUAGAGGUGAGAAAAAUGACAUUCCUGAAGAGGGGACCUGGAAAACUCAAGUAUUAUUCUGGAUUGUUAAAUGCCAGUUAAAUGGAAAGUUGUAGCAAAUGUUUUUUUGCAAAACUUAAAAAUUUAUGACCAAUAGUCAGUGUCAGACAGAAAACUGCUGGAGCUGAAGUUCAAAGAGAGCAUAAACUCUGCCAGGAAGGAUGACACAGUAGUUUAAGAAUGCUAAAACUGAUAAAUUACUCCUCCAGGGUACCACCUUUCCACACACAUUCUUGUGGGACUAGGAAAUAACACUGUCAUUUGCACUAUGCACUUUUGCUGUCUAACUGAAUAUAAUCUGGAGUAAGUGGAAUAGCACUGUUGGCAUUGCAUGUGUUAGCUCUAAUCAAUGAACAGAAGGUUUAUCUUCAGCUGGACUUUUCAUUGUAUUACAUUUGGCCCCUUGCUAUGUAAGGAGAAUUGCACUCAUAAUUACUGUGUACCAAAAGCAGGAUCAUCUGAGAGCACAUGUAACAAGAAAAUUCAUGUAGUCACGCACACGUUGUCUUUGUAGAACUUCAUUUUAAGAUUAUAAAAUGAGAAUACGUGAAUUUUAUAUAUUUUCAAGGUUUUUGCCAGUUGUUCAGUUCUUCAUUUAUGAAGUAUUGACCUCACUGUCUCUUCUAGGAUAAGUCAGAAAUUAUUGGCUAACAACAGCCCCUCUCGAAAAGCAGUAAAUGGUGUACUUUGCAAAACCAGCAAUAAUUGGAUAAUGAAAUCCCUCCACAGAAACUCAGUUUUUCACUUUUUAUUUUUCGUUUUUAAGGGGCACUGAACAAAGAGCUUUGCAUCUUUAGAGAGAGCGUUAGAUGCGUCUUAUGAUCACAAUAACAAAUAGGUACUAGUUAGUGUCAUAAACUCUGCCUUUUGUCUGUAGCGUGCCACAUACUAUGGACUCACUGUGCAGCAGAUACAGGAGUAUCAGAUCAAUUGAAGAUUACUGAAGCCCCACUAACUCACUUGGAUGAGUGUUAUGAUGAAAGUAGAAGCCUGGUGGUUAUGUUUUCCAACCUUGCAUCCCCCUAUGACCUAAACUAACUAACUAACUAAAUCCGUUUUCUGCCUUUUGUGGGUAAAGAGGGCUUGGAGCAGGGCUCACUAUUAGAUGUGGCAGGCCCAGGCUCCUGCUGUUGGCUUCCUGGCAAAGUGCUCUGUUGUAUCACGUGGAGCCUUGAUUCCUGGCACAAGAGGGGUGUUUAGGAGAACGUCUUGCUGAGUUAGCAAAUACCAGAACUUUUUAUAUUUAUGUGUCCAAAAUGCUGCUUGUAUAGGAUUUGUCACUUUUGUAAGAAAAGAAGAAAAAUCACAAAAAAAAGUCAUAACCCCCCCCAUCCCCUAUUACAUAAGAUUUCAUUUGAACUACCUCUCAGCGUAAGAUGCAAACAUUAGGUAAGUUGAAUGGGGUUUGCUCACUGUCACAUUACGUAAAAGUUAAAGUGAAUGCCAAAAUUGCAAAAGUUUAUCACCAAAAAAUAAUUUAAAAAGAAACCACGAUGAAGUCUUUCUUUUUAUGUGUUUGGAAGUAUCCAGUAGUUUCAAGUUGCUGUAAACUCUGUUGUGUUCUUUUAACUUCUGUAGUUUUAGUCUUGCAAACUCUAGCUGCUGAACAGGAGGCAAAUCAUAACUACAAGCUUUCAUAAUCACUGUCUGCUGAGUAAAGACAAUUUUGUGUGCAGCAUUGUUGUUUGGCUAUGGAAAGCCUCAUUCACCAAAUGUACCAUUAAUUGAGUAUUUUUUUCUUCAGUACUUGAGAUGUGAACUUGAUGAAUGUUUUCUGUAAUGGAUGCGUGCCACAAACUGCAUUGUCUGGUUUGCCUCUUUCCUGAGUUUCAAUGAUCAGUUUAUUAUUGCGGAUGUGAAUAUGGCACAUACAACUUAUUUUCUGCAUAAUUGUAUAAAAUAUAAAUGGAAAAAAGUUUAAGAUCUUACGCAGUAUUUAGAGGUAAUGUAUUAUAACAGCCUUAUGAUGCAGUUUUACUUACAGAGUACUGCACUUCUUUUAAACUGGAUCAUACCAUCUUGGUAGGUGUAGAUCAACUUUGCAUGAGUGUGUUUGGGUUUUAUUUCUUUUUCAUUGAAGUUUAAUUCUUAAGUUCUAUUUCAGUGUUUGUGUUUACUACUUGUGAUCAUGUAGUUGUGCCUUACAUUGUGAAAGAAUUUAGUCCAGCGUGCACUGUAAUUCCUAAACUCUGCAGUUUGAAAGGUGGCUGUGGAUUUGGAUGAGAAAAUGACACCAUGCAUCAACCAACCAGUUCUGUAUAAACUAUGAUGAAAUGUUAUUGAAAUGUAAUUUUUGUUUUCUAACCUGUUACAGGAUUGAUGAAUGACAAUAAAAGAAAAAAUUAGACCUUUCUAA